CUACUGGGGUGAUAGCCAUUUGUGUCCGCUUUGUCUCCGUCCUGCUAGCCUCCCGUUCCUUCUAACCUUCAUCAUGUCCGUAGACGCUGUCCCUCCUCUCGUGAAACUCGACCUCCCCCCACCUGAAGAGUACCUCAAGCGCAAGGUUGCCUUGAUCUCUGGUAUUACCGGUCAGGAUGGAUCAUACUUGACUGAGUUGCUUUUAGAGAAGGGGUACCAAGUCCAUGGCAUCAUCCGUCGUUCGUCUAGCUUCAACACGGGCCGCUUGCAGCAUUUGUACGAAGAUCAGCAUGAACGACCCAACAAGUUCAAACUCCAUUACGGUGAUCUCAGCGAUAGCACAAACCUUGUUUACAUCAUUGCACAAGUCCAGCCAACAGAAAUCUACAAUCUAGGUGCUCAAUCGCAUGUCAAAGUGUCAUUCGAAAUGGCCGAGUACACAGGCGAUGUUGACGGUUUGGGCACUCUUCGGCUCCUUGACGCUAUUCGUACCUGUGGAUUGGAAAAACAUGUCCGUUUCUACCAAGCAUCAACAUCCGAGCUUUACGGAAAAGUCGUUGAAACACCUCAGACAGAGAAGACCCCCUUCUACCCUCGUAGUCCAUAUGGAUGCGCAAAGCUUUACGCGUAUUGGAUCGUGGUCAACUACCGUGAGGCAUACGGAUUGUAUGCUUGCAAUGGUAUUCUUUUCAACCACGAGAGCCCUCGACGAGGACGAACGUUCGUAACGAGGAAGAUCUCUAGAGCAGUCGCAGAAAUAUCCGUUGGCAAGCAGUCUUGUUUGUAUCUCGGGAACCUGGAUGCUCAACGAGAUUGGGGACAUGCUCGCGAUUAUGUCGAGGGUAUGUGGCGAAUGCUUCAACAACCCACUCCCGAGGAUUUUGUCCUUGCGACUGGAGAGACUCACCCCGUCCGGGAAUAUGUUGAAAAGGCGUUCAAAUGUGUUGGCAUCCAAUUAGAGUGGUCUGGAGAAGGUGCAGGAGAACAAGCCAAAGAUGUCCAGAGUGGCAAAGUCGUUGUUAAGGUUGACCCCCGUUACUUCCGCCCUGCUGAAGUAGAGUGCGUAAUAAUCCUCGUGUUUGCCCGGUUUCAAUUGCGUCCUCUUUUUUUUUUCGGUGAACGUGGUCGUGACAGGCAUAAUUUGUAUAUUCGCAUAUGCCUCUGCGUCACCGGAAUAUCCUCUUUCCUUAUCACUCCGUUUUACCUACUAAUCGAAAAAUGUUUCUCCCCAUCAGCCUCCUUCUCGGUAACCCAGCAAAAGCUGAACGUGUCUUGGGUUGGAAACGCAAGGUCGAUUUUGACAGUCUCGUCAGAGAGAUGGUGGACGCCGACCUGCUUGCUGUUAAGAGUUUGGUGGAAGAUCAUAACUGAGCAGAAUACCGUUGGUGCUUACCACAACAAGUAAAAACUAAAAGACCCUUUAUGUAUAGGGAUUUUAUGUACAGGAAUGAAUUGAAAAUCAUGGAUU
Messenger RNA from Marasmius oreades (fairy-ring Marasmius), 1468 nucleotides. RefSeq lists its product as uncharacterized. Gene Ontology annotation, biological process: GDP-mannose metabolic process. The transcript is spliced from 6 exons. The record is from RefSeq and is a predicted model, not a curated record. Gene Ontology annotation, molecular function: GDP-mannose 4,6-dehydratase activity. Bases 74 to 1405 code for a protein of 443 amino acids. NCBI's taxonomy places the organism in Eukaryota, Fungi, Basidiomycota, Agaricomycetes, Agaricales, Marasmiaceae.